GCGACACACGCGCCAAGAAUUGCCCACGAAAUCCAGUCGUAAAUACAUCAAAAAUAUUCUUAUUUUUUUUGUGUAGUACAUUUUUUUAAUACACUCGACGUGCCUGCUAUACAGUCAUCGGCCUUUGUGAACCAAGAGCAUGGACACCGAAGACGACGAAGACAAUAAAUCACGUCACGAGAGUAUCAAAUUCGAGACGGACUACAAAUAAAUGGAAAAAAACUGACUAAAAUUGAUUAUAUCAAACAACUAUGACAAUCACUCCGGUACAGUGGGUGUGUUGUGGUAUCGUGUUGCUGGUGGCCCUGUGUUCAGGCGGCCGGCAAUACGGGACACGAAAAAUUAGACACGAUCACAAAGGGCAGGACGAGGGGACGCAAUCAGACAUCGAUUUUGAAUUCGAGACGACCAAAGGUUUUCAGUUCGAUAACGGUGGAGAUUACAACGAUCCAUCCGAAGAAGGAAUCACAUUGGAUGUCGUCCACAGUCUGUACGACACCCGGAAAGGCGUCGUGCCCAAUAUAAUUUAUCAAGUGAGGAUGAACUGUUCGGCUGCCGCCUCGACAUUGUACAAUUAUACGAUCACAAUGAAUGGCAGACUACUGGCUCGGGGAGGUCAACCGGACGCCGACGGUGGAUGCAAUCUACUAAAAUUUGACUGGUCUGUGACAACGGCCGAUCAACAAUCGCACAAAUAUUUAACAUUUAAGUUAGAAUACAGUACUUUAGGAGCACCAGAUACCAACCAGUUCAAAAAAAGAAUACAAAUACUAAAAGACUGCGAGCUGUACAUGUUGGCCGCCGAGUCGGGUCGGCUGUCGUCCAGAGACUUGCCGCUGGCCCGCGGUCAACAGCAACAGCAGUGCGUGGUCAGGUUCGUGCAGCGACACCGCGCCAGGUUGGUGGUCGACGUCGUCAAGCUGAACGUGCCGUGCAAACGCGGACGGCUCCAAGUGUUCGGCCACCAGCCGGUGUGCGGCAAGCUGGAGGACCUGCGCGAAGCUGACCGGCACUACGUGCUGGACGCGGGCCGGUCGCCGCCGCCCACCAUCACGUCCACGGUGGGCCGGUACGCGUUCUCCAUCGUCUACCGGUUGGCCGCCAACUGUUUCGACAACGACGUGGCCCAGCAGAACGGUACCGUCGUGUUCACGCCCGGUUCCGAGUGCCGGUACAAAGUCACUCAACCGUACGGUUACCGGUUGCGGUUGCUCAUCAACUCUGUGCCGUUUGGUCAUCAGACCGCGGACGCAGACGUGGCUGUCACCGCUGACUACGACCAUGUAGCCACCACAGCCAAACCCAUGACGAUCGACACACUUCCAAUUCAUCAAUCAACCACCACGUGUCCGGGAACUUUGUUUCGGCUCACCGAUGGCGCGGUCGGGUGGUUCUAUUGCGCGCCGGUCGACGGUCCCAAACGACAGAUGUCUAUGGUAUCUGAGACGAACGUGGUGCUGAUGGAAUCAUCGUCAGCAUCAAUGCAUGUGCCAACGCUGGUGGUAUCGUACCGGGCCGAACCAAUACCGGAAGUAGUGUCGCAGUGCCCAUACGGUUCCGUGUCGCUUAGGGCGGGCCGGUGUCUGACCAUCAUUAACGAAUUGCUCAACUGGGAAGACGCCGAAGAAUAUUGCACUCAAAAUGGCGGUGGAGGUCAUUUGGCCAGCAUUGACAGUCAUCGUACACAAAUGCUCAUUGACACAAUAUUGAUUAAUAGCCCGAGUUAUAGUGAUAACGCUCCGUAUUGGAUCGGAGCUACAGACAUGAACAACGAAGGGUUUUUCAAAUGGACAGAUUCAUCGCCGUUCACUUAUUCCAAUUGGUAUCAAGGACACAUACACCAACCUUAUAGUGGACCAAAUUCAAAACAGCCUAACGACGAUGGACUUAGUAGACAAGACUGUGUUGAACUAAGACAAGUGUACAGGCCCCAAAACCGGUUGCUCAAGUACUUUAAUCGAAAUUCGUCUUACACUUGGAACGACCGCGAUUGUUCUGUGAAAAAUCGAUUUCUAUGCCAAACGCAACAGCACACCUCUUUAAACGAUUAUGAUCCGGACGAAUCGAGUUGUAAUGUCACGAUGAAAUUAACCAGCGAGAUGAGAUUCGCCUCGGUAUCGAGUCCAGGUUUUCCACAACCUUAUCCUGACAACCAAGAUUGCACUUUCAUUGUAGAAGUGCCUCGAGGUUAUCAGAUUGAAGUCGAAUUCGAAGAACUCAUGUUGGAAAACGAAUCAACUUGCAGUUACGAUUACGUCGAAUUAAUUCCGGGUGAUGACGACGAGGGCCCUAAACACUGCGGUGAUAAGAGCGACAUACUCAAACUAACUAGGUUCGUCACGAGGAGAACCAAAUUGAGGAUACAUUUCGUGUCCGAUUAUUCGCACUCGUUCAGCGGAUUCAAGGCUCGCGUAUCCGCCGAACACGUCAACAACGAGUGUGACGACGCGAGACAGCAAAUGUUCAAUGGGUCUUGUUAUUUGUUUGCCAGUUACCCGGAAGUGUCUUGGCACACCGCUAAGAGUAUCUGCAAUGGAAUUAAAGCGGAAUUGACGAGCGUCCAUAAUGCCGAGGAAGAACAGUUCGUCGAAUCUUUUAUUCGGGAAUCGACGGAAAGCAGAUCCGCGAUUUAUUGGUUAGGUGGAACGUGGAAUGAUAAAUCCUGGUACUGGGUGGACAACUCAACAGAAACGUUUUCAGCUUGGUUGGCAACCGACACUACGAACGCAAUGUCGUACAAGGAUAUGUGUCUCGCGAUUAGUUGGCUAUCGUCACCACCUGUAAAUUUACCCAGGGGUCUUUACUGGACCGCCAACGACUGUAACACGGUCGGAGGGUAUAUUUGUAAAAAAAAUCAAACAAAAUUAUCGGACCAAUACAAUUUAAACACCACAAUGUCCGGCGUAAAAGGAAUAAUAACGUCGUUAAAUUAUCCGGCCAAUUAUUAUCACAAUUUGGACUAUUGGAUACACGUGAUCGGGCCAUACCAGUCACGUAUCGUGUUCCAGUUUGAUUCAAUAAACAUUGAGCCACAAUCCGAUUGUCUUUACGAUUUCGUUGCCGUGGUGGAACCGAAAGAACGCGAAAAUCGAACAAUGACAGUUUGCGGUUACCGCGGAAGUCAUCUGGAAGAUUACAUCUUCGUUACUGAUUCGAAUGAGGCGUUCGUGCAUUUUCAUUCAGACUAUUCCGUGUCCAGUUCAGGUUUUCAUCUCUUGUGGAACACUGUCGACAUGUCCGGUUGUCCGUCGCAAACGCUGUCUGCUCUUGAAGGGCAAGUUGUCAGUCCAAACUAUCCUAACUUCAUACUUCCAAAUCUCAACUGCGUCACCAUGAUACUAGCACCAGUCGGGCACCGUAUAUGGAUCGAUUUUGUUGACUAUAACUUGGAUGAAUCCCAAACUUUCAAGUUGUAUCUGUCGAGAACUGCAGACAAUAUAACUCCGUUUAGAUAUCGAAACUCAAUUAAUGACGGUGCGUUUUUGUCGGAAGGCGAGAGCGUUAACAUCGAAUACUCUACAAACCGCAUGCCGAGAGGGAGAGGUUUCAAAAUAGCGUACAAAAUGGUGGUGGACUUUGACGAAGAACGCGCGAUCGUGCUGGAGAAUGACACAUCCGGAUUCAUGUACAGACUAAAUUAUCCGUUGCCGAUGCACUUUCCUAAAUUGCGAUACAAACAGAGACUGUUAGCUUCGAUCGGACAAAAUAUCCAAUUGCAGUUUAACCGAGUGGUGCCGGCGCAAAUGGACACGGCGUUAGGCCGUACUGUAUGCCCGGGACAGCAGUCAACGACUGUUAUCGAGAUCCACGAUCACUACGCCGCUGAGAACGGAACUUGGUGGCUAUUGUGUGAAAACACUGAACAGCCGAAAUCCGUGCCGAUAUCGAUCACUUCGUUUCUCAACUCGAUGUCCGUAGUCGUUGUUUAUGGCCAGAAACCGGCAAUGGAUAUAGCAUCCGCAAAUAUUUCAGUGAACGUAAAACCCGAUGCUGAAUCCAAAAAGAAACUUGUUGCCUUGGCAAAGAUUCCGGAAACAGCCAACAACACUAGAAUUGAGUCUUGCAAGCCCAAUCCUUGCGUAAACGGUGGUACGUGUGUUAUCCGAAAAGCAACGCACACGUAUCACUGCAAGUGUCACGGAAACUAUACUGGAACGUUCUGUUCGCUUACGUACUGUGAUCUGGGAUAUUGCGUUUUUGGCGAGUGUGUCUUAGCUGGCAGUAAUGGCUUUGAAUGCAAAUGCCAGUACGGUUACAUGGGACGGUUUUGCGAUAAAAAGAUCAAACCAUGCGAACUGAAUCCAUGCAAGGACCGAGGCGAUUGUGUGUCUUUGGGCGAUUCCGACUACCAAUGCAGGUGUUAUGCUUACUGGACGGGUGAUCAGUGCGAGAGAAAAGUUCUGCACAUCACGUAUAAGCCGUUAACGGAACGAAUGCUUCAAGAACCAUUUUGGCUGGGUCUACUCACCGUGUUCGUGGUCAUGGGCAUACUGGGAAUAAUAUGGUGUGCCAAACGUCACGUACCUGAAAAAAUUGAGAAAAUAUUAUCCGAAGAAGCCGAACGCAGUAGACACUUUACAGUGAAUGCUUCCGGGCGGAUGUCGAGCGUACGGGGUGAACUCCUGGUGCCGACUGUGAAAACAAACGGCGCGACACCAUCGGAGGGUGGUAAUUCGCCGCCGCCGCAGCCGAAAACGUUCCUCAGACGAUUGGGUAUACGAAAACCUUCAUUAAUGAGCCUCACCAGUCCGUUACAGACGGGCCGGACGGCCCGUACGUUCAGCCUGGACGAUUUACUCAGGCCACAAGUUCCGAGAUUCAAUCAAUAUCGCGCCAAACAAAAAAGUGCUUCGCCGUCGAAAUUUCGUACCACUAUAGCUGAUAAGUCAGAAAUACUUCAACAGCUCAUAUCACCUGGACUAGAACGACAAGCUAGUUUCAAUGACGAAAUCAACUUAGUAGAUAAGCUAUCGACUAAUAAUAUCGGGCCUAACGACAUUCUCUUACCACAGUCAAAUAUUUCACAAGAAACGAGUUUCUCAAACGACUGUUCAAUAGACGAAGCUGUUCAAAAAAUUGAAAAGAAAGUUACGUUUGCCAGGCUGAUGAAUAAAUUUCAAUCAGAAAUGAGUUCUACAAGUUCAGAAGUAGAAGCUCAAUCUAAACGAACUUUGAGAAGACCAUGUCCCAAUCAAGGCAGUGAUUCUUUGUCCAGUCUAGAAGGCGUACUAGAGAACCGAAAUCCAAAUACACUGUCACUAAAUCAAUACCAGCAACAAACGGGUCAAAAAGCCAUGAGCGCUGAUUCGAUUUUGGCCAUGUUUCGGAAUUUUAACACGGCAAUGGCGAUGACGGAAAUGAGUAAUUACUUAUCAGCAUCUACAACACCAAGUUGCUCUAGUCUGCAAGACGAAGUAGUAGGCAGCGAAGAUGAAUCACUAAUGUCAAAUACUGUUCAUUCGCCAAGUGGUGGCAAAGAAUCCCCCACGCGAUAUCGUUACUCUAACGUGAUUCAACUACCUGUGGUGGAUAUGUUGAGCUCACAACGAAACAAUUCAAAUAAUCCAUUAAACAGCUUGCAACAUCCUCCGUCCAUAUUACUUGAAGUACCCAACUAUCGUAUGGACUGUUUAUCGCCGAUACACGAGUUACCUACACCGGCGCCAUCACCAUCUCCCACGCCCAUCAUAUCGAGAAAGUCGGCGUUCAGUUGUCUAAAGGAUAUUGAUGAUUACCGCCACCAUCAAAAGCAACAGGAACCACCAUCCUUACAAGUGCCAACUGAACUACCAACAGCCCAAGCUAAACAACUGACUAUACCUACGCUGGUCAUACAACAGCCGACACCUAUCAAUUCGCCAAGUAUGGAGUUUCCUGGGUCACCACCACCACAUAAAGAGAGACCCCUCAACCGGAAAAUGUUGAAAGACAUGGAGAAGCCAAUAUCGUUGGAUCUGCCCGCGCCACCACCGGUCAUCACGGUUACGUGUAUGAGCGAUUCAGAUACGGAGUCUGUGACCACAAAAAACGGUACGGACUCGUCAAAAAACGGAGGAGGCAUGUGUUACCUUAGUCCAUUUUCUAUGUGUUCCCGGGCCGACAGAAUAGCUUCGGAGUCGAACCUCAGCUCAUCUGGGUACAGUUCAGGCCCUUCCCGGUGUAACUCAAACACCCGACUGUGCCCAUUGGACUGCGGAGAGGAACCAAGGCGCAUAUCGCCGCUGAUCCACACGCCCGAGAUCAGGGAGAUGGACUCGGAGACGACAUUUUCCGAAAACGAUGAUGAGGGUUUUGACACGGAAACGGCGGAACCAAAGACAGACCACCAUCACUACCGAAAUACGGAACUUGAAGCGGAAACGCAAAAGUCCGGUUUAACUACCACUAGCCUCAAGGUUUACACUUCUGGUUCUGAACCAGAGGCGCUUGGCCGUCACCCACAGCAACAGCAGCAGCCGGUACCGUCAAUUACAGUUCAACAGUAUCCGUCUACAUUGCACCUGUCCACGGACAUGCUGUACGAGAAGAGUCCAGUGAGUUCGAGGAGUGAAAGCCCGCUUAGUGACAAGACGGUAUUUAGGUUCUCGCCCAUGUUCUACGGCCGCAUUACUGACUCGGACAGUAUAUAUGAUUUUACGAGUUCGGAUUGUGCGAUGAAGAAACGGACAGGCAAAAAGAGAGAGCGAAAGAGGAGACACUUUGGCGGUGGCGGCAGUAUAAUCGGAGGAUCUGCGUGUACCACUCCGUCGGAGACGUUGGCGUACAGCAAUAGCGCUUUGUUAUUGGACGUACCUGGCAGAAACGACAGGAAAAAGUCCCGGUCCAAACCCAAUACUAGGAGACGGUCCCGGUCUCAGCAAACGAUAGUGCCGAGCUCAUCAUCGUCUACAGACAGCUUAAACGACACUACUAAUUACAGCAAUAGGCACAAACGUUCCAACGAUUCGGUGAAAAGAAAUCUUUCGUCGGAAAAUUGGUCGGACCGCGGUAAGAGUGGCGAAGACAAAAAAGCCGUUAAGAAGAAAACCAAGAGUAAUCGCACUGAAAACCGGAGAUUGAGAUUUCAAAACAAGACAGUCAGCGAUCAAGGGCAUUACGAAUCCGCACACGAUGAAGAGAGCGUUUCAAACUUCGCGUCACUUCCGUCGUUGCUGUCUACAGAUAACCGAGGUGCAGUUCUUGGAGCAGAGAUAGCCAUCACGAAUAAUAAAUGUAAAUUCACAACAGCGAGGUUUCAAAAAAGAGUUAUCGCUUCCGAUUAAGUCUCCCAUAUUUACCGCGGUGUUCUGAGAUUUUGUUUCGACAAAAGUUUCGAGUGUACAGCUUAGGAAUUCAAACUGCCGUUCAAUUGUAUUGCGCUUAUAAUAUAUAAAAUAUGUUUAUAAUAUUAUAUAACGUGAAUUUUGUUUAACGUUGAGAUACUCAUCGGUUUCAGUCAAUUGUUAUGAUUUAGAAGAAAAACAUGUUUUCUGUAGAAUUCGAAGUAAUUAUAUGUGUACUAUACAAGAACUUGAUUCGAAAUUUUUUACACAUAUUAAUGUAAGAAAAAUAAUUCUUUACUCAAUAAUAUUUCAUCAAUAUUUUAUUCGUUUUAAAUGUUUUAAUCGAAUUCAUAUUCUGAAAAAAAAUAUUUUUCUAUUUUUUACGGUGUACCUGUCUAUUCAAUAUUGCUUAAAAUGGUACAAAUAAAAAGACUACCAAUUUAAUGUGUGAUACAUGUCUUAUAUUGACAAUUUAAAAGAAGAAUAUAUUUUUCUUCCAAAUAUUAAACUUUAAAUAAUAGCCACCAUAUUCACGGCGAAAUAUCGCAAACAAUUUAAUAUUACAACAAUUGACGAAGCAAAUUAGUGUCUGCAACGUUUAAAAAUCACUCUGUAUACAUAUAGGUGGUAUAGACAAUCUGAGACGCGGUACACCGGUCUCCAAUCAUAAUACUACUACCGAAAAACCUUUACAAAACUGUAGCAAUAAAAUAUUGUUUUUCAAAAACAAUGUAGGGUAUUACAAUAAUAUAAUAUUUAUAUAGACUACGAAACAAAAUGCCUUACUUUUCUAUCGCUUUUCGAUUAGUAAAAUCUGUGAUAUUUUAACGUUAAGUUUUACCGUUAUUUUGUCAGAAAAAGGCCAAUGUUUUAAACUAUUUAAUAUUUAUUAAAAUAUGAUAUAAUAUUAUAUAUUUAAUAUUUAUGAUAUUAUGUUUACUAGAGUGCCUCUUUAAUUAUUGUUGAAUUGGUAUAAAAUUGUUUAUUAUUACCUAUACCUACUGAAUAUAUUAUAUUUAGGUUAGAGGUUCUUGCUCAUUCACUCGACUGUUAUUUAGGUAAAUCACGCUUUACUUUUGUUAUUUUCUAUAAUAUUAAAUAUUGAUAUAAUAUAUUAUAUAUUAAUUAAUAUUACGUGUGUAUUUGAUAUUAUAUGACUUUCUAGAUUAAAUAUGAUUCAAUGACGGUUUGAAAGAGCAUUAUAAUAGCGUAUUAUGUUUAAGAUAAAUUUUUGAGAUGUUAAAUGAAUCGUAUAGCAUGUACCAAUUCUUUAUAUUUAAAAAUCGGUAUAACUUU
This is a messenger RNA of Rhopalosiphum maidis (corn leaf aphid), 8558 nucleotides long. RefSeq lists its product as uncharacterized. Bases 252 to 7262 code for a protein of 2336 amino acids. The transcript has 29 exons. Gene Ontology annotation, molecular function: serine-type endopeptidase activity. NCBI's taxonomy places the organism in Eukaryota, Metazoa, Arthropoda, Insecta, Hemiptera, Aphididae. The record is from RefSeq and is a predicted model, not a curated record.